This is a messenger RNA of Rosa rugosa (rugosa rose), 2355 nucleotides long. RefSeq lists its product as uncharacterized. The record is from RefSeq and is a predicted model, not a curated record. Bases 364 to 2118 code for a protein of 584 amino acids. NCBI's taxonomy places the organism in Eukaryota, Viridiplantae, Streptophyta, Magnoliopsida, Rosales, Rosaceae. The transcript has 5 exons.
ACGGGUGAACUUGCCCUAAGGUGGGUUUCUUCUCUUUUCUUUUUCAGCAGAAAAGAAAAAUUAAAGGUAACAGUACUUGGUAAGCUGAAAGGCGUAGACAAGGUAAAAUUCCCAAAAAGGACAUGCUGGUGAUCCCAGUCCCAGGUAUAAAUUCGUCCUUCCCAGUCAACGCCUCAGCUUCUAACUUUACCGUGGUGUUUUUCUAGGGUUUAAUGUGUCCGUCCUCCUUUGGAUUUUACUGAGCUCCAGCUCUUCUGGUGAGAGGUUUGGCAAAGAUUUAGUUCACUGAGUCACAAAACAAGUAUUGUGUGAGAGAGAGAAAACAAGGGUGGAUUUUUAUUUUUUGGGUGAGUGUUUUACUAAAUGGGGCCGGGUUCGGGGAGAAAGGUCAUCAAUUUAGAGGGAAGUGAUGGUGAAUUGGAUGAGAGGACUGAGAGGCGUUUGAGGAGAAGGGGUUUAGCUAAUGGAAUUUACAAUCCCAAUUUGCGUCGCAGUACCCCGAAGAAAAGCAAAAAGUGUAAUGCACAAGUGGAGAACCUAAUGUUGGAUAAGGAUUAUGAGAAAUACCUGAGUUUGAUUCAGCGGGGUUGGGACUUGAAUGAACAUUCUAGUGAUCACGGUGUUAAUGGGGAUUGCGAGAAUGAACAUAAUGAUGAUGGGAAUGGACAUUGUGGUGGUGAAAAUAAUGAUAUUAGGUCUGUGGACGGUGAUGGAAACAAGCAUUCUGUUGAUGACAAUAAUGAUGCCAGGGUUGUGGAUGGUAGUGGGAGCAAACAUUCUGUUGGUGAUACUGUCAACUUGAAGUCUGUGGAUCACGGUGGUGGUGGGAAUGGACGAUGUGGCGUGGAUGAUGGUGAUGGUGAUGGUGGGAAUGCUCAUUUUGGUGAUGGCAACAUUCAUGUUAAUUCUUUGAAUCAUGGCGUUGAUGAUGAUGAUAUGGAUCCUCAGUAUAAGAUAUUCUGGGACAAUUUGAAGGAAGAUGGAAAUUCAUACGUACUGGAGAUGGUUCAAGAGGAUGGACGUGUGAAACAGAUAAGGUAUCACCAAGGCGAUGGUUUACCUGAUGAGCUCGAUCUAGAUGCCAUGCAUUCCCAGGGGAAACAGAAGACUAAAUUUAAAAACAGGGAGACUAUGGCAAAUUUAGAGGAUGCCCCAGAGAAAAGGUUUUCAGUGAAGAAGAGGAAUGUAAAAUUGGAAGCUCUGGAACCUGUUUCAGAUGGAACAAAUGUGUGUUCUAGUAAACGACCUCGUUUAGAGGUUCCAAAUACUCCAAAAAGUUUAGGAAGUUCUCCGCAGAAAGAGAAAACUGAAACUAGAAGAAAUUCAAGGAGUGUCAUUAAGAAGAGAAAUUUAGAGGAUCGUCCAGAGAAAAAGAAUGGUCUUGAGAAAAAGAGUUCAAUGUUGAAGAAGAAUGUGAAGGAAGCAGAUGCAGAUCCUCUUUCUGGUAGAACAAAUGGGCGUUCUCAUAAACAGUCUGGUUCAAAAUAUCUUCGGUUCUCAGAGGGUGGGUGCAAUAGUGAAGCUGAAUCUGAUUCUAAUCUAACAGAUGACAGCUAUCAAGAGUUCUUAAGUUGUACUAAGGAUGAUGGGAAAGUUAUGGUAUUUACAUCCAGAAUUUGUGGACCAUUAAUAUAUGAUUCAGAUGAAGAAAGUUCAUCGGAUUCAGAUGUGAUCGUGCUCGACAGGGAUCCACAUGAGGGAUACCGUACACCAAUUAUUGAUGUAGACAGUCGGCGGUCCACUGAAAGUCAUUCCCAGUUUAGGCAAGGGAUUAUGCAGGAUCUUAAAAGGCCUUACCACCUGGAAGAGUAUACCAAUCUCUUGGAAGACUGGUCUCGCCAAAGGGCAGCCACAGGUCAUGAUAAAAAUCUGCGAAAUGGAAAUGUAAAAUCAUAUGCACUGCCGGGGGAAUUUGGGAAAUCAUAUCAAGAGAUGUACAAAGAUCUGGCAGGAAAGAUUCAUGCAGUGACAGGCGAUGAUCGCCCUAGAAAGUUAAAUCUUUUGCGUGGAUUUUUCUACUGGUUGAAGAAUAUUUCCCAGGAAGGAAGCUUUAAACCUUGGAAUGACAAAGCAUGUUUGAAGGUGGUGCCGCAGACACUAAAUAGGAGGACUUCUUGAGCAUUAUGUUCUAAUUAUUAAAAAGGAAGUAUUAUGAAAAUCAUGUUCCUCCCAUUGUUUCUCCUCACGGCCGCUUUGUUUUGUAUAUUUUGGGUAUAUUACAUCGUGGUAUACCACUUGAUGCGGCCGUUACAGAAACAAAAUGAGAUGUGGAUAUUUAUGUACACAGUUAGAAACCUUCAUGUAACAGAAGCAUUUAUCAUAAAUAUCAGCUUCUCUCUUUGUAUCUAAAUAUAA